This is a messenger RNA of Ilex paraguariensis (yerba mate), 1075 nucleotides long. Lineage: Eukaryota; Viridiplantae; Streptophyta; Magnoliopsida; Aquifoliales; Aquifoliaceae. The record is from the annotation of a GenBank genome assembly.
AUGGCUUCGCUCGAGAUUUUGAAAUCCUCGUUAUCUCUAUUUUCAGUGUCACAACCGAAUUCUCGCCGGAGAUCGAAUUAUUUCUGGUCGGAAUUCAAUUCUGAGGUCACCGCGAAGAGGAUUCUCAGGAUUCGAAGUCAUCGGAGCUCGGAAUUUUGGACGAACAAAAGGUUUACGGUUUGUUGUAAAGUUCAAGAUGGUGAAAGACAAAGCAAUGGUGAAGAACCUCCGGAGUCAUUGUUUAUGAAGGAAUUAAAGAAACGGGGUAUGAAUCCCUCCUCUUUACUCGAAGAAAGCAAUAGAAGCAUUUCCGCAGAUGAGAUAAAAGUUAAGGAAGAAGGUGGAGGUUUCUCAAGUAGAAAUGCAGUGUCAACAGACUUUGAAAGAAAUCUAUCUAAUCAAAGGGAGCUCUCCAUGGCAUUGAAUAGUGAAGGCCUUGAGGGUCUGAUUCCACGUGCUAAACUUCUGCUAACACUUGGGGGAACAUUCUUCUUGGGAUUUUGGCCAUUGAUCCUGAUAACAGUCUCGUUCUUCUCUGCUCUCUACCUUUAUUUUGGACCAAGUUUCAUUCAUGAUGGCAGUGAAAAGCCUGUGGCAUCACCCCAAUAUGUUGAUCCAUAUGCACUUUUGGAAGAUGAAAAGAUAUCACAAACAGCCCCUCAUCUGAAUUGAAGGACCACAAGUCCUCACGUAUGUCAGCUUCUUCAAACUUCAACUACAGUAUUUUGGACCACGCUUCAUUCAUGAUGCUAGCAAAAGACCCAAAGCAUCACCCCAAUAUAUUGAUCGAUAUGCACUUUUGGAAGAUGGAAGGAUAUCACAAACAACUCCUCGUCUGAAUUGAAGGACUAAAUUUCCUCAGGUAUGCCAGCUUGCGAACUUUCAAUUACAGGUCCUGUUGUGUUUAUUCCUUUGACCCAUUCUAUUCUAUCUGUAAAAACUUAUAAAACUUAAUCACCUAAUUGUUGUGAUCCAACUAUUAUGGUGAAUAUAAAAACUUCUAUUAGAAUCAGAUUUGUUAUCUUUACAACAUUUGUUCGUAUCUAUGGCAACAUCUUUAUGAAAAUCACCUUGA